UGAAAUUUGUUUCUUAUAAUCCGAGGCCAUAUUGGUGAAAUGCUCUCGAUGGCAAGAUAGAAUCUGACACUGUAAAAGGCUGGUGCUCGAGCUUCGUACUCCGGAUUCAGAACGGAUAAAAUCCCACCCAGGUUUUGAAUCUUUUCACAUGGCCAUUGCUCUUUCCUCUUCUUUCCUUUCCAUUCCAUCGUCAUGUCCCCUUAUAAUCCUGGGGUCAUCCUGUAUCGCUAUGAUGCAUCCCCGUUUUCUGUGAAGAUCGAUAAUGUUCUAAUGUUAAAAAAUGUUCCAUAUGCGACUGUGACCGUGGCGAAUGUUCUCCCUCGCCCUGAGAUCACAGAAUUAUUAGGCCUCACGUAUCGUCGCAUUCCCAUUCUGACAAUUGGUAACGACAUCUACUGCGAUACCAGCUUGAUUGCUGCUGCGAUCGAAAGACGCUUUCCCUCCUCACAGGGUUUUGGGACCAUUUUUCCGCCAAAAAAGCGCGGAGGUUCACCAGACACUGGCCUUCUGAAGGCAUUUACUCAACAUUACGCUGACACUGUGUUGUUCAACUUGGGACCAAUCCUUCUACCAUGGGAUCGCUUUCCCGAUUUUUUUCUGAAAGAUCGUCAAACAAUUGCGCCCAAUCUUAACGUUCAAGCCAUGAUGAAUUCCCAAGGAAAGGCGAUGAAUGCAUUGUCCGCUCAUCUGGCUCUUGUGAAUGAACAACUGCAAGAUGGUCGUGAAUGGUUGUUCGACACCGAGCUUCCAAGUCUCGCAGACAUCGGCAUUCAUUUCACUUACAACUGGGUUCGUGGGUUUCCCAACACUAAAUCUUUGUUUAUUGAGGCGAGAUUUCCUUACGCUUUAAGAUGGUUGGAUCGUUUGAACAAAUUCAUCAAAACCACACGAAACGACUUCCCUACACCAAUAACACUCACAGGCCCCGAAGCCGCUAAUUCGAUUGCCAAAUCUUCCUAUGAACCCUAUAAUGUCAUUGGGUUCGAUGCAUUCGAAGCGGCUAGGCUUAACCUUGUUAAAAAUCAAAUAGUUCAUGUGGUCCCAGACGACACUGGUCCUCAGUUCGCGACGUCUGGUAAAUUGGUCGCAUUCAACCACGAAGAGAUUGUCAUUGAAACCAAGGGUACGAUGAAUGCUAUCUUUCGUUGUCAUUUCCCAAGGAUUGGUUUCACACCGAAGGGUGUACAAAAUCAUAGACUUUGAAUAGCUCUAAUGUCAAUUCGAAGUAUUAGUCCUUGUGACAGUGUAGUUUGUUAAUGAAUGUUGGUCAAGAGCCCACUUCAAUUGAUAAUUGUUAUCUGAAAGUCCAAAGGACAAAUAAUUCUGCGUCGGAUGGGCGCUGAUGGGCGUAGACUCGAACCAGUCCGCUGCUGAGAAGUGAUAUGUGGAAUUUCGCUGACACCUUUGAGCGCCGUUCCAAAGUGUAAGCUACGCUCGGG
Lentinula edodes (shiitake mushroom) is the source of this 1439-nucleotide messenger RNA. RefSeq lists its product as uncharacterized. Bases 193 to 1203 code for a protein of 336 amino acids. The record is from RefSeq and is a predicted model, not a curated record. The transcript is spliced from 8 exons. NCBI's taxonomy places the organism in Eukaryota, Fungi, Basidiomycota, Agaricomycetes, Agaricales, Omphalotaceae.